Acanthoscelides obtectus is the source of this 1094-nucleotide messenger RNA. The record is from the annotation of a GenBank genome assembly. NCBI's taxonomy places the organism in Eukaryota, Metazoa, Arthropoda, Insecta, Coleoptera, Chrysomelidae.
CGCUGCGAGUAUGCGUCGAGUAUUUCCGUUGACGGUUGUUGACUUCAAAUAGGUUAACUUCGAUUGAAAAAAUAAACAAAUAAGAAAUCUACAAAUCCCUCUAUGACCAUUUCUGGUGCAGUUGAAAAUUGAAGUAGUUUCCAAAUUUCAAAUUAACAUAGAAGCAAUUAGAAGUGCCGGAACCGUACAACGGAAAUUCAGAAACAAUGACGAAGAAACGCAGAUUGUCAGGAUCAAGUCCUGUAAAAAUGGAAAUCAAAGAAGAGAAUACCAUGGGAAUGGACUAUCUUAUGGCCAAAGGACGGCUAAAGGGGGUGUUGAAACAACUUACAGAACAUUCUUCUGAUGAAGAUAGUGAUUCUUCAUCAGAUAGGAGAUCUUCAAGAAAACGAAAGGCUGAGAGGGUUCCUCAGCCAUACCACCACACAUAUGUCAUGAAGCUGUUUGAUAGAAGUGUUGAUUUGGCUAGAUUUGAAGAAGAUACUCCUCUGUAUCCUAUAUGUAGGGCUUGGAUGCAGAAUCAGCCAAAAAAUCCACAAACUGUGGUUAAGCGAAGAUUGUCCACACCAGAACCAGAAGACAAAUCAUGGAAUGGAGAUGAUUCAUUAACAGAAGUGACAAGAUUACCAGCUCCAUCUGGACCAUUUGAAAAAAGGAUUCCUCCCCCCUUGCCAGAACAACAACAGAACAAAGACAAUAUCAACCUGAAUUAUGAUCAAUGUGAACCCCCUGAAAAGGAAGUACUCAUGCAAAAUCAUUUAGAAAGAUGGUCAAAGGUAAAGAAGAAGUGGAUUGAAACGGCUGCUAAAAAUGAAGAAAGAUAUAGCAAAAGCUUGGAGAUACUCAAGGCAAUUUAUAUCAAUGCACAAGAGGUCACAGAUUAGAUGAGGUUUUAUGCUCUUAGAUUAGCAUGUAAUAACACCCCUUACAACAACAUAAUGUAUAAUUGAAAAAUCCUAUAAGCAUCCAUUGAUAUACACGGUGCAUGAACCAAUAAAAUUUCUUGGGUAAUUUACUGUUUAAUGUUUUUUACUUACCCAGAUGUUUUUUUUCGUUUUUGUAUUUUUAGAAAUAAAAUGAAUGAAUGAUCCGAC